Molecule: messenger RNA, 874 nt
Organism: Glycine soja
Lineage: Eukaryota; Viridiplantae; Streptophyta; Magnoliopsida; Fabales; Fabaceae
Product: ethylene-responsive transcription factor 1-like
Exons: 1
Coding region: 83-694 (203 amino acids)
Biological process (GO): regulation of DNA-templated transcription; ethylene-activated signaling pathway
Molecular function (GO): DNA-binding transcription factor activity; DNA binding
Source: RefSeq, a predicted model, not a curated record
AAACAUUGAACCAUUUAGUUCAUGGCACACACACUGGUGUUUCCACCAAAUACAGUGAGCAAAGUUAGCUAAAAAUUAAAACAUGGCUUCCGCCACCGUGGAUUCCGACUUUGAAUUCUUGGAAUCUGUUCAACAAUACCUACUUGGACACGAUUCCGUCAAUCUCAUGCCUGAAACCCACCAAACUGCAUCUCAUGAUCCAUUUUCAGACCCUAAAUGUGAUGGUGAUUUGGAGAACAUCAUUGUUUUCCGAAGUGAGGAUGCAACGGCUGUGGUGGCGCGUGAUGUCCACGCGCCACCAACAUGGAAGCAUUACAGAGGGGUGAGACGUAGACCAUGGGGAAAGUUUGCGGCCGAGAUUAGGGAUCCAAAGAAGAAUGGAGCUAGGGUUUGGCUUGGGACUUAUGAUACUGAAGAGAAAGCAGCUUUGGCAUAUGAUAAAGCCGCUUUCAAAAUGCGUGGGCGAAAAGCUAAGCUGAAUUUUCCUCACCUUAUUGAUUCCGAUAUGUUGUCGGAGGAGGUGAUGGUGACAACUUCCAAGAGAAGGUUAGCGGAAAAUUCUCCACCCUCAUCACCAUCGUGGUCGUGUUCAGAUGAUAGCUCAGAAUCACAAGGGGCAAAGAGGAGGAAGAGCCUGGCUGAUCUACUGAAUAAAUUAGCCAAGAAUAGAAGCCAUGUCAAGGUGGAACGUUGAGUGGGCUUAAUGAGCCUUCAACGAUAUUUGUAAUCUAAUAUGAUGUUCAUAGAGUGUAAUUUUGUUCACCAUUGUGCACUUGUUAUGUUUGAAUGAAAUUGUUUGCAUACACCAUUGGUGAAGUUCAAGUUGUGAUGAAAUAUCAAUAAAACCAAGAAAAACAGUUUGAUACAUGUUCAA